Molecule: messenger RNA, 6219 nt
Organism: Oryctolagus cuniculus (rabbit)
Lineage: Eukaryota; Metazoa; Chordata; Mammalia; Lagomorpha; Leporidae
Source: RefSeq, a predicted model, not a curated record
CUUACUUAAGCCUUGUGUUUUCAUAGACCUCCUGUGUGGAGCAUGAACAAGAUUGACCAAGGUGACUCCAUUUUGAGACUCCAUUUUGAACUCUGGCUAAGCCAAGAGACAUCAGUGAAAGACUUGUCCAUCAGUCACACAGAGCCAGGACCGUGUUCCAAGAAACAGCUUGAAGGUGAGAGACACCAAACACAAGAGAGAGAGAGAGAAACGAAUCUGACAUUGCAGAAAGACAGCACCACGUGCAGUUGCCUUGUUAGGAGAGAACGUCUCCCAGAUACGUGCGUCGGGCGCCCAGGACACCUCCCUUCAAGCGGCUCCGGUGACACGGGGGAGGGCGACGCCUCUUUCCUCCCAGAUGGAGGCAUGAGGCGGGGGCUCUCCCCUCAGCCUCCCUUCACACCUGAGGGUAGGUGCGGGCUCCUUGUCACCGCCAGGCGGACGUGGCAAUCCCAGCGGGCCACCAGCUAUGCACUAUGACUACCUGGCCCGGGGCGGGGAGGGGCCCUCAUUCCUAGUCCUCCUGUGAUUCCGCGGCACUGGGGGCGGAGCUGCUUCGUGCUGAGCCGUGGCCGAAGUCCUGUUCCUCCUCCGGGCCUCCUCUGACACCGAGGCCGUGAGGAAGAGGAGGAGGAGGGCCUCGUUCCUGCAUCGGGUGCUGGUGCGUGCCAGGCUCCCCGUGUGGUGGGGAGGAAGGGUCCAGCUGCAACUCUGCCCUCGCUGGAGCCACUUCCGCCGAGUCUGGGGAGGGGUCUCGGGUUCCUUGAUGCACUCCCCUGGGUGAGAACCCAGGCUCCGCGCCUCAGCCUUUGCUGACAGGGGCGGCGGCGAUGAGGCCCCCAAUUUUUCCGUGGUGUUUGGCUGGGGCGGGGCAGUUGCUGACUGCGCGUUCUGACUUUCCCGGGUGCCUUUUUCUUUCUGGAAAAGCAGAGAGUGCCUGGAACUUUUUUCCUACAGUUGUCAGCUUCCCCUAUAUCCAGUCUAGGAUGUAGGAAGCAAAGAACACUCACCACCAUCCCAUUCCUUGGGUCCCAGGAGCCCCGACCAGUCUGUCUUCCCUCCACCUUCAGAGUCUUCGUGUGUUUCUUUUUUUUAUUACUAUAUACCGCAGUUUGAAUUAUGCUUAGAAGAAAUGGAGGACCUGCAGCUGGCCCUCUGCACUCUGUUCUGCAGGUUCUCAGCCCCAUCUGACCUUGGAUGGAAAUGGUAGCCAGGUCUGCAGGGGCCGCGUCCGUCCUGAACCUGUGCAUCUUUUUUUCUUCUCUUUAUUCCCUAAGCGAUAGCUAUUCGGCCGGCGCUCAGCGUGUACCACUGCGCUCAGCAGGAUAAGCAGUCUGGAGACGCUUUAAAGCGUGCAGGAGGAUAUGCAUGGGUUGUAGGCAAAUACUAUGACAUUUUAAAGAAGGGGAUUAGCGUCUGCGAAUACUGGUUUCGGCGAGGGGUGCCGAGCUCGAAUCCUCCACGGAUCCUGCCGGCCGCAGGUGCACCCCCUCCAUCUUCCCAGACGCCACCGCGCGGUGAAGUAGUUCCUCGCUGCGCUUCUGUCCCUACGGUCACGCCUCUGAGCGCAGUGUGACAUCCGAGGGGAGACUUCUCAGAAGUUUUCUCGUCAUCUGUGGGAUUUGCAUGGCUGUGACCCGAGACCUGCACUGAGCAGGCCUGAUGUGUGCUGAGGUUUCAGUCCCAAGAUCGCGCCGCCAACAGCAUUCGCACACCCCGUGUCCUUCCCCCGCGGUAACUCUGCUCUCCCUUCAGCCCUCGGGGGACGUCAGGGGCCCCGGGCCCCACCAAUCACGCCUCUGACAGGAGGGAGUGGGGACGACAGGAACACGUGACGUCACUCAACUGCAGACCCACGGGCGCUUCAAAAAGUUCAUGGAGAAUGGAGUUAAAAAUAACUUUAUUUUGGUGUGAAGCAAUUUUGAAAUCUAAGCACACAUGGAGUCUUCAAGAACGUCAUGAAAAGGGCAUUUUAUGAAAAAACUAUGCUUGGGGUUUUUUUUACACCAAAAGAAACUUACCUUUUUAUUUUGUGGUCCCCCCCCCCCAGAAAUACUUGGAGGGACCCUCAUACUUGCAAGCCGACCUGUGUUGUUUGUGGCGGAUUGGCGGCUCUGAUCAGCUUGCUGGAGUCACUCACAUUUCCUGAGACAUGAGUGCAGGGGAGAAGCCAGCUCUGAAAAUACUCCGAUGGGGAAAACGCACCCACAGGAAUGCUGCUCGGCUCCCCAAAGAGGGAAGACACAAGGAAACAGAUCUUUCAUCAGUAGCCCCAGAGAGAGCUGCACGAUACCCAGUGACUGGCAUGCAGGUGCCCGGCCGUCUGGUGCCGCUCAAGGUGUGAGAGCUGGCCGAGAAGUGUAGAAAACCCACAGAAGGGUGCCCUCGGCUGGCAGCGCCAUGCAGCCCCGCAGCCCCUGGCUCGUGCUCUUGGUGUGUGUGGCUUCCUGCAACCCCACUGACUGGCGGUUUGAGCACCCAAAAACCCUCUACGCCUGGGAAGGAGCCUGUGUCUGGAUCCCCUGCUCCUACACCAUCCCAAAAUUCAACUCGGAGCUGGGGAACUUCACCCUCUACCACAACCCCGAGUAUGACAACGUCACCAAGAGCUACAGGGGGACGGUCCUGUAUAACCACACGCAGACGGAGGAGCUGCAGGUUCGCCAGGGAAGGGUACAUUUCCUGGGAGACAAACGGAGAAACUGCACCGUGAGCAUCCGACCGGUGUCUGUGACAGACAGCGGGCAGCUGGGGUUCAGGAUGACGUCCGGCACCGACAAGUGGAUGGAGAAGAUGAGCCUCAAUGUGUCUGAAAAGCCCCUUUCACCUCACAUCCAGCCCCCUCCAGAACUCCGCGAGUCCCACCAAGUCACUCUGACCUGCUCGCUGAAUUUCUCCUGCCCCGAGGACCCGAUGGAACUGCGGUGGUCCCUGGAGGGCACUGUGACCUCCUCCACCAUCCUCUCCACCGCGUCGGUCCUCACCCAGAGCUGGCUCACAUUUGAGCCGCAGUGGACUCACCACGGGCAGAACCUCUCCUGCCAGCUCUGGAACUCCACGGCGAGACAGGCGCUCUCUGAGAAGACGGUGCAGCUGGACGUGAAGCACGUCCCGAAGUUGGAGAUCAUCGAGGUCAGUCCCAGUGGAGCCUCUGUCCUGGAGGGGGCAUCUGUGAGCAUGGUGUGCCAGGUCACCAGCAGCAACCCAGAACACCAGGGUAUAUCCUGGCUCAAGGAUGGGGUUCCGCUGAGUGUGGCUCCCAGGCUGGCUCUGCCCAAGGUGACCAAGGAGAUGAGUGGCAAGUACUGCUGCCAGGCCUCCAAUGAGCUGGGCCGAGGAAGGUCGGAAGAAGUGACCCUCACUGUGUUGUAUGCACCGGAACCUUCCAGGGUUCAGAUCCGCCCUUUGCCAGCUAGGGAGGGAAGACCAGUAGAGUUGAGUUGUAUCUCACGGGCCAAUCCUCCUCCCACCAAUUACACCUGGUUUCACAAUGAGAGAGAGCUGCUGGGAAGCACAGAAGAGAAACUGCAGAUCCCAAGCGCCCUCCUCUCGCACGCUGGGAAGUAUUCCUGCGUGGCAGAGAACAGCCUGGGGCCGGGGCAGGCUGGCCCGGGUGCUGAGCUGGACGUCCAGUAUCCGCCCAAGGAAGUGACCACAGUGAUUCAAAACCCCACACCCAUCCGCGAAGGAGACAGCGUGACUCUCUCCUGCAUCUACAACUCCAGCAACCCCAGCGUUUUCCGUUACGAGUGGAAGCCCUUGGGUUCCUGGAAGGAGCCAUCGCCUGGGGUACUGAACAUUCACAAUGUGGCCUGGAACGCUGAGCCCGUCGCCUGUGCUGCCUGUAACACCUGGUGCUCCUGGGCUCCUUCGGUCAACCUGGAUGUCCAGUAUGCCCCCAGAGGUGUGAAGAUCUCGCCGUCGGUGCAGUCCGAGGUUCCCGCUGGCAGCCGCUUCACCCUCCGAUGCGACUUCUCCGGAAGCCGCCCUACAGGAGUGCACUUCUCUUGGAGGAAAAACGGGAGCCCUCUGCAGGCAGGGCAAGAGCUGAGCUUCGAUUCCAUCACCCCCGAAGACGCCGGCAACUACAGCUGCUCGGUCAACAACUCUGUCGGCCGGCGUUCGUCAGAGCCCUGGACGCUGCGAGUGCUGUAUGCGCCACGCAGGCUGCAGGUGUCCAUGGUCCCAGGGGACACGGUGAUGGAGGGCAGCAAGGUGGCCUUGACCUGUGAGAGCGACGCCAACCCUCCCGUGUCCCAGUACGCUUGGUUUGACUGGAACAACCAAAACCUGCAGCACUGGGACAAGACGCUGACACUGGAGCCCACCACGGUGGAACACUCAGGCGCCUACCGCUGCCGGGGAAGCAACCGGCUGGGCAUGGGCGAGUCACCCCCCAGCACCCUCACCGUCUACUAUAGUCCAGAGACCAUCGGCAGGCGCGCGGCCGUGGGAAUCGGGUCCUGCCUAGCUCUCCUCGUCCUGGCCAUCUGGGUGGUCAAACUCCGACAAAACUGGAAGAGGAUUCGGAGCCAGCAGGGGCUUCAGGAAAAUUUCAGCGGUCAGAGCUUCUUUGUCAGGAAUCCAAAGGUCAGAAGAGCCCCCCUCUCCAAUGGCCCCCACUCCCUGGGGUGCUACAACCCGGUGAUGGAGCACAGCAUUAGCUACGCCACCUUGCGCUUCCCCGAGAUGGACACGCCGAGCACAGGAGACGCAGGGACAGCAGAGGUGCAGAGGCCGCCCCUAAGCAGCGAGGACACAGUCACGUAUUCGGUGGUGCAGAAGCGCCGAGUGGCUGACUACGAGAACGUGACUCCGGAUUUUCCAGAAGACGAGGGGAUCCAUUACUCGGAGCUGGUUCAGUUUGGGACUGGGGUGCGACCGCAGGCCCAGGAAGAAGUGGAAUACGUGACCCUCAAGCAAUGACACUGGACCAGUGGUAGUGGAGGCGCCCGGGGUGGCAGCUGCCGUGGACGUCCCAGAGCUCCGCCCCCCACUGUGGACACUCAGCUGCUAAGUCACAUGGCCUCCUCCCAACACACACAUGCACACAUGCUAGUGCACAUACAUGCAUGCACACAUGUUCGUGCACACAGAACACACAUUAUCAUGCACACACGCUGGUGCAUGUACAUGCAUUCAUGUGCUCACACACACAUUCUCAUGCACACACAAUGCUCACACAUAUACACACGCUAGUGCUUAGACACACAUGCUGGUACACAGACAUGCGUACACACGUGCACACACACACACACAGUCACUGCAGGGAGCAUUGUGCCUGGCCAGAGCUGGUUUUCCUUCCCAGCACAGCUAACCCAGGCCCUCACCUGCUCCUUUCCCACUCUCCUUCCCACCCAGAAGCUCACCUGGGUUGUCCAACUGCACUGCCACCUGCCACCGUCCGUCACCUCCCCUCGUCUCUCCCCAGACGGCUGUGUCCCUGCUGGGCUCAGCUUGUCACUGGGUUUCCUGUCCCCCUCCCCUGCUCCCGACUCUGACGUCCCCACUCACUAGUAUCACGCCCAACUUUUGCCUCUGGGCUUUGGGCCUGGGAGAGGACUGAAUGAGUGCAAAGAGGCCCCGCUCGAGCUGGCUUCUCUCGACGCCUGUCUGCGAGCAGGCUGGGCGCUCCGGGCAGAGGAGAGGACCCGCAGCCGCCGCCGCCGUGUGCAGGGCUCUGGCGUCUGAGCGGCCACACUGGUGUGAGCGCGCCUGGGACGGACAGACAGCUGUUCAAUAAAACCAGCGCAGACCCCACUUCCAAGAAGCUGGGAGCUCUUUCUAGUCUGCGGUGUCAGAGCGCGGAGCAGGGGCGGGGAAGGCACUGCAGGGCUCAGGGAGAAGGAAAGGGAGUCGGCAGGAUGCAGGGGCCGGCGCUGUGGUGCUGCCGUUUAACCUGCCACUUGCGGUGCCUGCAUUCCACACCGAGUCCCGGCUUCCCUCCAAUGAGCACCCUGGAAGGGAGCAGAUGAUGGCUCAAGGACACAGUCCCUAUCACCCACAGGGGAGACCCAGAUAGAAUUUCUGGCUUCUGGCUCCAGCCUGGCCCAGCCCUGGGUGUGUGGGCAUUUAUUGAACCUGCAGACGGGAGAUCUGUUGUUUUUUUUUUUUUUCUCUCUCUCUCUCUCUGCCUUUCAAAUAAAUAAAAUAAACAUUUUUAAAAAGUCAGCAGACCGGGAGCCGCGCUGUGUCAUAGCAAGUAAAGCUGCCGCCUGC